Pseudozyma flocculosa PF-1 is the source of this 6165-nucleotide messenger RNA. RefSeq lists its product as uncharacterized. NCBI's taxonomy places the organism in Eukaryota, Fungi, Basidiomycota, Ustilaginomycetes, Ustilaginales, Ustilaginaceae. Gene Ontology annotation, molecular function: lipid binding. The transcript is spliced from 4 exons. Bases 1 to 6165 code for a protein of 2054 amino acids. The record is from RefSeq and is a predicted model, not a curated record.
AUGGCGGACGGCGUCAACUUGACAAAGUCGCGCGCGCAAUGGGAAGCGGCGCUCAACGGCGCGAUCGGCACGUUCCGCGCCUUGGUCUCGGAGUCAUCGUCCAAGGCGUGGAAGCCGGUCCCGCACAGCGCAUCGGCCGCGCCCAACGCAUCUGUGACUGCCUCGACCCCGGCAUCCAACGCCGGCUCCCUCCGCGGCUCUCCCGCCAUCGGUACCUCGUCGUCGUCAGCAGCGUUCAAGGGAAAGGCAAGGGAGCCGACGCUGCGACCCGCCCUGUCCCAUACCGACCUCGCCGGCCGCAACCAGAACGGCAGCGCCGGCGCCAGUGCUGCGGACGAUGCCGGCGCUGCUUCCAACGGCACAGAUCCGCAGCCGUCUUCUGGGCCCUUUGUCCUGAAAGCGCUCCGGUCGGAUCGCGUCGUCGUCCAUCGACGGAGCGCAAAGGGCGCCGACAUGUACCGCGCCGUGGCAGAGGUGCCAUACGACGGACAGGCGGAUCUCAUCGCUUUCCAGUCCAUCCUGCAGACGCCAGACGCGCGAUCAAUAUGGGAUCGGCUGGUCGACGGCGGUGAGCUGAUCGAGCAGCUCGACCCAAGCACCCGAGUGUGCAAGACAAACUACCGCCUGGGCUGGCCUGCGAGCCCGCGCGAUGCCAUCACCAUAUCCCGCACGCUGGCCGACGACUCGGUGCUGAUCGACGUGUCGACUUCGCUGCCGCGCUCGCCCGACGCCCCCGCGUAUCUCCGACCCGCGCCGCCCUGCGUGCGCUCCCACGUCCACCUGAUGGCGUGGUGCAUACAGGCGAUGCCAGCCGAGACCUCGGCCACCGGUGCGAGAGGCUCGGCGUCGAGGAUCAAGAUCACGGUCUUCUGGUCUUGGGACCUCAAGGGCGCGUGGCUGGGCAUGCCGUCGGGCGGCCUCGGCGUUCAGCUGCCGGAUCUGAUCAAGGGCCUCGUCCGCCAGGUCCGAGAGGGCAGCGGCCACGUCCCCGCCGUGCUCAACUUUGGCAGCUGCGUCGAGGUGCUCUCGAACUCGUUUGACCCGUCGCGCGACACCCGCCACACCGAGUAUGCCAUCGUCAUCGAGGACGAGGCGGCGCGGCUCGCCGAGGAUCGCGCCGAAAAGGACCUCGACACCCUCAACCGCAUCCGCGCACGGCGACGUCUCGAGGCUGGGAUCGAGUACUCGCUGCCGGCGACGCAGGGAUGGGACGUCCAGGUGUCGGUGCGGUCGCAGACGCGCUCCAGCCAGAGCGCCGCGUGGCACGCCGUCGCCGAGCGGCCUGCCGGCUCGCAGCGGAUCCUGCUUACCAUCAGGCACGCCAAGCUCGAGGACCCCGAUGAGAUUGUCAAGGCGACGGUCCGGGUGCAGCGGGUGGCCGCCAGCACGGGCCUCCGCCUCAACGACUCGCCGUUCGACAUUGUCGAGAGCGAGCCGCGCACCGCCACCGCCCUGUCGGCCCGCAUCGUCGAGGACACGGCCAGCGUCUCCAACAUCUCGAUCGGCACCGCCUCGACCGGCGGCAGCUCGUCGGCCCAGGCGCUCGGCGCCAUGGCCAAUGCAUCGCGCGGCGGCACGCCCAACCCGGCCGGCUCGCUCGGUGCCAUCAAUGCCCUUGUGCGCCGCAACUACAUCUACUUCACCAGCCUGCUUCAGGAGCCCGAGGCCAAGUGGAAGCCGGUCGCCGACACCAAGGGGGUCACUGUGAUGCAGCUCGACUCGAUCGACCUCACGCUGGUCGUCUACCGCGCCGAGGCCACGUUUGUCGGCGUGAGCGUGUGGGACCUCUUCAGCACCAUCAGCAAUCCGGGCGCUCAGGCGUUCUGGGACAAGGGCCUGGACGAUGCCACGCUGCUCUCCGACGUCAGCGACCUGAGCUCGCUCUGGCACCUCAAGACCAAGCCCGCCUGGCCAGUCAGCGCGCGCGACUCAGUCACGGUGCAGACGGCCUACAAGUCGCCCGCCUCGGUCCACAUCUUUUCCUUUUCCACAGACGACCGGAACCACUUCCCCGCCAUCCCAGAGCCCGAGUCUGGUACGAUCCGGACCCAGAUCGACCUGCGCGGCUGGUCGGUCGAGGCUCUCUCGCCGACCACGGUCCACGUCACGAUGCUCGAGCAGUCGGACCCAAAGGGCUGGACGAGCAAGUCGUCGACGCCAUCGGCCAUGAUCAACGCGGUUGCCGGCGUCGGAGAGUAUGCCAUCAAAUUUGGUGGCCCGCCCGUUGCCACGCGGCUGCUGGGCGCCCAGGCGAGGACGUCCAAGUACGACCACGACAAGGCCACCUUCCGGUUCGAGUACGAGGCCGUCGACCUCGGCGAUGAUGCCGCCGAGGCGCCCAACGUCGAGUGUGAGAUCCGCUGCGACGUCGAGGUGUGGGCCUCGAGCCUCGAUCUCGUCGUCGACCCGCCGCCGAUCUCGGUCUCGUGUCUGCGCAGGCACAGGCUGUCGCAAGGCGGCGGAGGGCUGUGGCUGACCAUCGAGCACGUCGCCGCCUCGCUCGAGGACGACCUCGCGCGCAUCACGGUGCGCAAGGGCGCGUCGCGCGAAAAGGGCUCAGUCUACGUCAACGGCGCGCAGAUGCGGGUCGACCUCGACGAGAUCAAGGGCGACGAGGUCAAGCAGCUCAGCAAACAGAAGCGGACCAAGCCCCAGCGCGUGCCGCUCGAUCUCGAAGCGGCGCCGCGCAAGCCGACAUCCGGCUCGACCAGGAACAAGGCCCAGGACGAGUCGGCCUCGUCAGCCGUCGCCGGAAGCGCCAGCAGCGAGAUCUCGGAUCUGGAUGGCGCAGCGACGCGCGACGAAGUCCUGGCCGGCACCACACCGGGUCGUGUCCACCGCGGCGGCAAUCGCGACGACGAGACGCCGAUGCCCACCACCAACACCUUUUUCUCAGACGAGCGGCCGCGCCAGCCGAUGACGUGCGCACUGGAUGUUCUCUUCCUCCUGCGCCGCAUCCAUGCAGAGCGGAGCCCCGACCCCGCCGGCAAUCCGGCGGGCUGGGCGCUCGUCUCGGAACGCAACGGCCUCUACGUGCGUCGGAAGCUGAUGGAGUCCAUCUCGAGCACCGUCGUCGUCCAGCGCGGCGACAAGGUGGUGCAGGGCCUGUCGGCCGAGGACCUCGUCGACGUCGUCUCGAGCCUUGGAUGCCGCUCGCAGUGGGACGACAAGGUGGACACCACCACGCUGCUCGAAUGCUACGGCAACGGCGCCACGACCUCGUUCGUCACCACAAAGGCGAGUUUCCCCUUCCGCGGCCGCGCCUUCCACCUGGCCAGCCUGACGGCUCGGGCGGCGCCGCCCGCUUUCCUCACAGCGUCGGGCGCCGGUCCCGAUGGCAGCUCGAUCCUGCCGCCGUCGUUGGCCUUGACGCCUUCGUCGCCGUCGUCUGCGUCGUCGCAUUCCUCGGCAGCAAUGUCGGGCCCCUCCGUCUACUUCCACGCAUCGGCCUCGUUCCCCGAGCAGACGUCGCGCUACCCGCAGGAAAAGGUCAACCCGCUCGGCCUGCCGAUGGGCAAGGUGUUGAUCGACGGCUGGAUCCUCGAGACGCUGGAUCCCUACAGCUCGACCACAUUCCAGAUUCCCUCGACGCGCUGCACGCACGUCGUCGCGGUCGACUAUGCCGGCUCGCUGCCCGCCGCGGUCAACACAUUGUGGAACUCGAACCUCCCGCGUUCGAUUCUGUCCAUCGAGGCCUUCCUCAAGGCGCGCGGUGCUCUGCCCUCGGUCAAGACCCCGCCAAGCUGCAUCCAGGUCCUCGGCGACGGCCGCGACGAGGACCAGGGCCUGAUUUGGGUCCUCGACGAUCCUGAGCGCAAGCAUCUUCUCCUGUCCACGGCAUUUGACCCGCCCACCCGAACAUUUGCCACCGUUAGCCUGACGAAGCCAGCUCGCUCGAGCUUGCCACCGCUUCCGCCAUCGCCGGAGCCGGCGAGGAUCAAAGCCAAGACGGUCUCUGACGCCUCGACCACCAAGGCGGCCGCAAUCCGCGCAACAGCAUCGACCGCCACGCUGACGCCGUCUUCGGCGCUUUCGGGCCAGCCGACCAGCGAGGGCAUGUCCGGCACGGGCGGUGUCUCCCUCUCGCGCGCCACGUCGAUGAACUCGAUCACCAGCACGGGCGCCAACGCCUCGACGCCGUCCACGCUGCGGGGUCGGCCGUCGGCCAUCCGCGCAGACUCACGGAGGGCCGUCGACAUGCUGCUGAUGGAGGUCGAGGUGGAACUGCGUCACUUCUCCAAGGGCUACGACGUUCAGAUCUUUUCCGAAUUCCUGCCCCGCCCGUCAUCGUUGCAGCCGCCACAGCCGGCGCCGCCGUCAUCGCCAUCGCUUUCCCACCCCAAGGACACGGCUUCCACGGCCGAGGCCAGCUCUGAGGCGCAAGGCAAAGCGACAUCGGAAGGCCGAUCCAGGAGCCCAGAGCGACCUUCGGCAUCGAAAGAGACUCUAUCGCUCUCAAUGGCAUCGGAGCCGAAGCAGGACCUGCCGAUCCAGAUCAAGGUGUUCGACCUCCCACCCUCGGCCGUCUUGGCCGCUACGCUGGAUCCCUCGGCUCGCCCUCGCAAGCAUCUCGUCCGUGCGACACUGCCAACCACGGCCUUCCUCGACCCGAUCGAGGACCCGCUGACCGGCUCCAAGCCUCCGGAGGUGCCAGAUUGGUACACGAGGCUGCAGGAUAGCGGCGCGGUCCUGCGAAUGGUCGUCAGGCCGCUCAAUCCGCUCGCGCCGACGGAUGCACCCGCAUCGUCGUCGCAGGGAGUCGGCGGCGCCGCCUCCUUUUCCACGCCCGUGGGCAAGGUGCCCGUCCGAUGCGCCGGGGCCAAGCUGGACGUCGUCCACGUCAACCUCACCUCGGCCAUGCUGCAGAAGGAGCACGUCGGCGCCGAACCCUUCGCCCAGCUGCGGAGGGCGCUGCCGCCCUCGCCCAUCUCCAGGGCGUUGCGCCACAGCAAGAGGGGCGAAGAAGAGGACGAGGACGGCGACGCCGACAACGACAACGACAACGACGAUGACGGCGACGCUGAAGACAACCUCCGAGACUCGAGGCUGCCCAGGUUGCUCCAAAGUCCGAUUGCGGCGGACCUCGAGCUGCGCAAGCCAGCGCAGAGCGAUACCCCGAUCGGCCUUUCGUCGAAGUCGGGGAGCGGCAGCAGGGCGGAGGCGACGGCGACGGCGAAGGAGGGUGACCCGGACAAGACGACGGGAGCUGCGAAGAGUGGCGAUGCGCUUGGCGCCUCGGCCUCGACGUCGGCAAGCGGAUCCGGGCGACCGGCCAACGCUGAAAGGCCGGACGCCAAGGCACCCACCGCCAAGCCAGAGAGCAGCUCGACCAAUUCGCUCAUCCACAUCCUCAACAGCUACCCACUCUCACGUCUCGGAACGGGCUCGGCGCUCGCAUCCUCGCUCACGUCAGUCUCGAGCGUGACGGCCAAGGGCUCGUCGGUGGCCUCGACGUCCACCUUCCAGACCAAGGCCGGCUCCCUGGCCGGCGGCGACAUCCGACGUUCGCCCACGCCCAACUCUGCCGGCGGCAACGCCGGCGCCGGUACCGGUGCGGGCGCCAAUGCCAAGGACAAGUCGACAGCGGCAUCGGCGACCGGGUCCGGGUCGUCGUCGUCGGCUUCUCCCACAUCGGCCGCCGCAGCCGCCGUGCAGGAGUCGGUCACGGCCGUGGCCCAGGCGGCCGCGCGCAAGCGUUUCAGCACGGGCAGCGUCCUCAUGAUCGCCCUCAUCGCCUUCCUGCUGGGCUCGCUGACCCGGAGCUUCCUCACCCCCGUCGACUACGUCCUCGUGCAGUCGUCGCCGUCGUCGUCGGAGCAGGCUGGCGGCGGCAUCCGCAGGACAGCGGCCGCGCUGCAACAGCAGCAGCAGCAGCAGCCGCAAAAGGUGACGCCGAGGCUGUCGGAUGCCGCCGCUUCCGCAGCCGCUUCUGCCACCGCCAGCAACGCGGCCGACGACAGCAGCAGUGGCAGCGGCCUGUCUGGCGAGGUAGAGCGGUACCUCCGGCUGCUUGGCGGCGGCGGGAGCAGCAGCGGCGCGCCACUGUCGACCCUGGCGCAAGACGACGGCGCACCGCAGCGCCGAUGGCAGGAGAUCCGGCGCCUGCUAGAGCUCAAGAGGAUCUGGGGCCGGUGGACGCUCGUCCUGGCCCUGAUGCGGAGGUAG